AUGGAAGAAGAUGAGAUGGUCGAGUACUUUCUUCAAGCCGUAGAACCUACUUACUUUGGCCAUUUGAUCUCAGCCAUAGGUAAGUCCUUCAACGAUGUGGUAACGAUGGGAGGAAUGGUGGAAGAGUUACUCAAGUCAAGCAAGAUCAUGAGCUACUCCGCCAUAAAAGCAACCACACAAGCAAUUCAAAGUGGCACCGGAAGCCUGUUAGGCAAAAAGAAGAAAGAUGAUGUCGCUAUGUUUGUCUCUGGAUCAGGGCGUGGCCCAAGGGGUUCGCCUCACCAGUACACCCAACCUCGACCCCAACCUCAAGCCUACACCCAAGCUCCAUAUAAUCCAUCCCAACAUUAUUUCCCACCACAAGACCCUCAAUAUUCAGUCAGACCACCCCAAUACCAUGUUCACCAUGCACAGUCAUAUGCGCAACCCCCUCCUUACCCGCAAUGGCGUGCUCCAACUCCACAAAAUCCUUAUCCACCCCCACAACCAUAUCGAAACCCUACUGGUCCAAACUUUCGAUCAAGGCCGGAUUAUAGAAAAGAGAGGCUGCAGCGGAAAGAAACCUUCACCCCUCUUGGAGAGUCAUAUACCAGUUUGUUUCAAAGGUUGAGGCAGUUGGACGUUUUAAGGCCGAUUGAGCCAAAGACACCAAAUCCACCUCCAAGGAACCUUGAUUAUUCCCUUAGAUAUGCAUAUUGUUCUGAUGCCCCAGGGCACGACAUGAAGAAGUGUUGGCAUUUGAAGAGGAACCCGGAGGCACCAAACAUCAACCAAAAUCCUUUGCCGGCCCAUGCAGAGGCACAUAUGAUUGAGAUAGUUCAUAAGGAUGGGGAGGCCAAGAAUUCUUCCAAGUUUGUCAUGAUGAUCCGGGCUAGCGAAAGUAAUCCAGUUAAAGCUCCAGAUUCUGCAAAAGUAAUGCCCUUGACAGUUGAAGGGGUGUCGGAGAAGCUAAGCACGCUCAACGUGAAGCCAUCUGUAUUGGUUGUGAAAGGGCCUCUGAUUGAUGUUGAAGCGAACCAGGAAAAGCAAAAAGUGAUCGUACCAGGGGUCCCGGGCAAGCCUGACAUAAUCGUGGAAGGGGCUCGUAUUACCCCCGUUAUUAUUAAGACAGUGACCCAAUUGCCAAUGGUUGACACAAAAGUCGUCCCGUGGAAUUACAAACAGGUGAUAGUAACAUAUAAAGGGAAAGAAGUAGAGGAAGAAGUCAAUGAAACCGGAGGACUGACUCGUUCUGGGAGAUGUUUUACCCCAGAAGAACUGAGGAAAGCUAAGCCAUUCAAGGAUGGCCACAUCCCAAUAGAGAAGCCGAUCACGGUAAGCCACUUGGAAAAGAUUGCUAACAAGAUUUUCGAAGCAAAUAGGAUCACUUUCUCAGAUGAUGAACUUCCUAUAGAGGGUACGGAGCACAACCGAGCUCUUUAUCUUACAGUGAAGUGCGAGGAUUCUACUGUCUCAAGGAUCCACAUGAACAAUGUAUGUGUUCGAGGCUUUGAUGGAGGAGGGAAAGAUUCCAUCAGUGAUAUAAUGCUCGAAUUGUCAGUAGGUCCAGUUGAGUUCACUAUGAAGUUCCAAGUGCUAGAUGUGGCUGUCUCCUACAACUUGUUGUUGGGCAGGCCAUGGAUACAUGCUGCCAAGGAAAUAGUUGUGCACAGUGAUGAGAACUUAUCUGCUUACAAUGACACAAUUGUUCCAUUUAUUGAAAUUGAAGAUGAUAAAGGGCCUUGGGUGUACCAAACAAUUGAAACAGUGUAUGUCGAGAAGAUUCUUGAAGGAGAAUGCAUUCCAGGUCCAAAGCUAUCCUUCGCGUCCGCCAUGGUGGCAAAUGAAAUGUUGAAGAAUGGUUUUGUGCCGGGCAAAGGACUGG
Molecule: messenger RNA, 1864 nt
Organism: Nicotiana tabacum (common tobacco)
Lineage: Eukaryota; Viridiplantae; Streptophyta; Magnoliopsida; Solanales; Solanaceae
Source: RefSeq, a predicted model, not a curated record